UUGCAUGUAUACAGGCACCGAACUCGCUGAUGGCUCGGUAAACACUGACCCACUAUUUUCCCCACGUACGUCCAAUACAAUCAUCUGUGUGAAAUAUACUUAAAAUCAAUUACCUUGAGGAUUGAGAUCCUGCUUAAUCAAACCAGUAGAUUACAUAUAUAUAUUCAUUGAUCCACUGUGUUGGAUCAGUCAAGUGAAAAUGCAGUCGAAUCAUUUGUUUCUCGAAGAGCCAAUCAGGAUGGCUUCCAUUCUCGAGCCUUCUAAAGCUAGAUUUUCCGCGGCAAUGACAAAGAUCGUUGGGACAUUGGGCCCCAAGUCGCAACCCAUUGAGACUCUCUCAGCUUGUCUUGAAGCUGGAAUGUCUGUGGCUAGAUUUGAUUUUUCAUGGGGUGAUUCCGCUUAUCACCAAGUGACUUUGAACAAUUUGAAGACGGCUGUCAAGAGCACCAAGAAACUAUGUGCAGUUAUGCUAGAUACAGUGGGUCCUGAGCUGCAGGUUGUCAAUACAGUUGAAAAGUCCAUUUCACUCCAGGCAGAUGAUACGGUCAUCUUGACACCUUUUAAAGGUCAAGAUGCCACUCCCGAACUGCUGCCAAUUAACUUUGAUGGACUAGCUAAGGCUGUGAAGGUUGGGGACACCAUAUUUGUUGGCAAAUAUUUAUUCACGGGAAGUGAAACGACUUCUGUUUGGUUGGAGGUUAAAAGUGUGGAUAAUGAUGAUGUGGCUUGCACCGUAAAGAACACGGCAACAUUGACUGGGGCAUUGUUCACUCUUCAUGCCUGUCAAGUUCGUAUUGAAAUGCCUACCCUCUCUGAUAAAGAUAAGGAGGUUAUAAGCACAUGGGGAGCUCAAAACAAAAUCGACUUUCUAUCCCUUUCAUUUACACGACAUGCUGAAGAUGUUCGUGAAGCCCGUGAAUUUUUAUCCAAGCUCGGUGACCUAAAUCAAACACAAAUUUUUGCAAAAAUAGAAAAUCUGGAGGGUUUAACCCAUUUUGAUGAGAUCCUGCAAGAAGCAGACGGCAUCAUCUUUUCUCGCGGAAAUCUUGGCAUAGAUAUAUCCCCUGAGAAGGUGUUUUUAUUUCAAAAGGAAGCUCUUAACAAGUGUAACAUGGCCGGGAAGCCAGCAGUUGUAACUCGUGUAGUUGAUAGCAUGACCGACAAUCUAAGACCAACCCGUGCAGAAGCAACUGAUGUUGCUAAUGCUGUAUUGGAUGGAAGUGAUGCAAUUCUUCUUGGAGCUGAGACUCUUCGUGGACUGUACCCUGUUGAGACUGUCUCUACUGUUGGUAGAAUUUGUGCUGAGGCUGAGAAGGUUUUCAAUCAAGAGAUGCACUUCAAGAAGACUGUCAGAUUUGUUGGAGAACCAAUGUCACAUUUGGAAUCAAUUACUUCCUCUGCGGUGCGUGCAGCCAUCAAAGUGAAGGCAUCUGUUAUCAUAUGUUUCACUUCAACCGGAAAGGCUGCAAGAUUGAUUGCGAAAUAUAGACCAACAAUGCCAAUUCUAUCAGUUGUCAUACCACGGCUUAAAACAAAUCAAUUACGUUGGUGUUUUAGUGGUGCAUUUGAGGCUAGGCAAUCACUUGUCGUCAGGGGUCUCUUUCCCAUGCUUGCUGAUCCUCGACACCCUGCUGAAUCUCACACUGUAACAAAUGAGUCAGUCCUGAAGGUUGCGCUUGACCAUGGGAAGGCCUCUGGAGUAAUAAAAUCGCGUGAUCGAGUUGUCAUCUGCCAGAAACUUGGGGAUGCUUCAGUGGUUAAAAUUAUUGAGCUUGAAGACUAGACAAUCAUAUGAUCAUUAAUUGUAUGUACUUUCUCCUCUUGUUUCAGAAUAUUGAGGUAUAGUAUUCAGCAAAUAAUGGAGAGAUUCAUAACUUUAGAUCCACUAGACAAUGUCAGCACCGAUAUUUUCUAUUUCAUGAAUGGUAGUGAAUUAAGUUA
Daucus carota subsp. sativus is the source of this 1941-nucleotide messenger RNA. RefSeq names its product pyruvate kinase 1, cytosolic. Gene Ontology annotation, molecular function: pyruvate kinase activity; magnesium ion binding; potassium ion binding. Gene Ontology annotation, cellular component: cytoplasm. NCBI's taxonomy places the organism in Eukaryota, Viridiplantae, Streptophyta, Magnoliopsida, Apiales, Apiaceae. Gene Ontology annotation, biological process: glycolytic process. The record is from RefSeq and is a predicted model, not a curated record. The transcript has 16 exons. The coding region runs from base 200 to 1783 and encodes 527 amino acids.